AGAACCCAAACCACUCAAGGUGAUGGUCGCCCAGUCCCGCAGCAGCGGGAGUACUAACGACAUUAGCAUCGACGCCGAGUCACUCACCAGACUAUUCCUCGUCAUCCCAAAGUCUCUGGAAGAGGAGGAUUUAAAAGACAUCUUCAAGGAAUGGGGUCCGAUUGAGUACGUCAACGUGGUACGCGACAGAGGAUCGGGCGACCCAAAAGGCUUCGGAUAUGUCAAGUACUACAAGGCUUCUCAUGCAGCACUAGCGUUGGAAAACUGUGACAAAUCGUACAAGCCCGUCUUCGCCGAGCCACGAGUGUCGCGAGCAGCGAGGGAAAGUCCGAGUGGCGGGUCGUCCUUCAGCGAACCAGGCUUCAUGUACGGCGGCGGUCCCCCCCACCCCUCCCACAACAUGGGGAGCAACUCUCACAGAGAGAUGCCCCGCUCCCCUCCCCUGGUACCGCCCACACCGCAGGCCAACGACGUCACCGUUCUUGGCGUGAACCAAUGGCUGUACAUCAUCGUAGACUCCACGGUCAGCGAACACCAGCUGCACGCGCUGUUCGACCUCAUUCCCGGGUUAGAGUUCGUGGACUUACAGAAGGACAGGUCCACGGGACAGUCCAGAGGAUGUGCGUAUGCACGGUAUACGACAGCGGCCUCAGCUAUCUACGCACGAGAGAAGUUAAACGGUUUCGAAUAUCCUCCGGGAAUAAAACUCGUUGUGAAAUAUGCAGAUUCUCCGCACUCCAAUGGGGCGCCUGGGGUAGCAGGCCCAAGCCCCACACCAGCAGUGUUAGCGCCAGCCCCUCCCUCCCCCAUCCUACAAGGUAUGCCGAUCAACCCACAUCUUCCAGUACCAGGGUUCGCAGGCUUCAACAGGCUCCAACAGUACACACCAGGCUACUGCACGGCACAGUUACCAGGUCCACAGCCAUUGGCUGAUCCCAGCUCAGAUGUAGCGGAGAGACUCUUCAUAGUGUGCACACCCACAGCACCUCCGGAAUAUGCACUAAAAGAUGUCUUCAGUCGAUUCGGAAAGUUAAUCGACGUGUACCUAAUGAGGGACAAGAACUACGGGUACGCCAAGUACGCGCAGAAGGUCAACGCCGAGGCCGCCAUCGAGUCCCUCCACGGCCAGGAAAUCUGUGGUCAAAGGUUAAAGGUCAUGCUGGCUGACCCUCCCAAGCAGGAUCAGUCCAGGAAACGGCCUCGGACGAGCAGCUGAUGGAAAACUGCACUCCCCACCCACCCUCACAGGACGCGACGGAAUAAACCGCCCAAACGACAGAAUCGAUGAAUCCAGACAGAACUGACAGGCACUGAUCAACCUGCACGUGAGACAGGCCCUCCAGGGUCCUGCACAAGACAGGCCCUUACAGAUGACAGUCACAAUCAGGCACCAAGAAAAGAGUCCCUGGACAGCAACAUUUCAGACAACAUUUAGCACAGGUCACUUUGAACAUGGAAAGGCACAGAAAAUUUGUAAUCUCUAAAACCCUAACAUUAUGACCAAAAAAAUCUUUUUUAUGAAACUUCACUCUGCAUCUAAAAAUAAGGUUGAAUGUUGGGCUUUCAGUCAGGUGUAAGUGAAAUUUGGAAAUGCCUUUCUAAGUGAAAAGUGACCCGUCUUAUCUAGUGAUUUGACCACAUUUUCCUCUCAGUCUAUUGUCCUAUCCUGUCCACCCCUGCUUGUAAAGUUGGAUCAGUCAAAAUUUUGUUCCCAUACCACAGCACUGUCUUGUUUAGGAUUCUUCCACUUUUUAAACAGGGGUCCUGCCAUGCAGUUUUGCCUAAUUUUUGACAAGAGUAUACUUCUCGCUUUGUAUCACUAUGACUCUAAGACUGUUGCUUUUAUUAAUGUGGAGACAAUGUUAUGAUAUUGUAGAUAUGUGUAAAGUACGUAGUAUUGUUUCCUGCUUAUGUUAUGUAUAUAAAACUAGUGUUUAAGUAAGUUAAGUGUGACUCUUUGCCUCAUGAGAUACAUUAACAUGAGCCUCAAGACUGUUUUUCUUCCACUACAUUCAUGUGUAAAAGGGACAGGGACUUUGUUUUAUCUGGCAUUAGAUUAUGAAGAUUUGACAAAAAGCAGUUACUCAAGCAACUGGAUAUGAUUUUGGAAACGGUCAGACGUUUCAG
This is a messenger RNA of Branchiostoma belcheri (Belcher's lancelet), 2127 nucleotides long. Its product is annotated as RNA-binding protein 45-like. Gene Ontology annotation, molecular function: RNA binding. Lineage: Eukaryota; Metazoa; Chordata; Leptocardii; Amphioxiformes; Branchiostomatidae. The record is from RefSeq and is a predicted model, not a curated record.